Messenger RNA from Lecanosticta acicola, 1375 nucleotides. The record is from the annotation of a GenBank genome assembly. NCBI's taxonomy places the organism in Eukaryota, Fungi, Ascomycota, Dothideomycetes, Mycosphaerellales, Mycosphaerellaceae.
AUGCCUGGAAAGCUCGUUGACUGGCCGAACUGGCCCGAAUUCAGUUUCACGAAUGCCGAGACUGGAGAAGACCUCGUUGAAUACAAGAAAGCCAUUGUCGACAAGUAUGGCGAGAAUGCAUUGAGAGAGAGCUGGCUGAAGACCUGCAAAGCUCUCGAGGGCAUAACGGAUGAGAUUGCGCGGGCUGGCAGUAACUAUAUCCCAGAAGUAGGAUUCGAUGAGCUCUUCAACCAGCCAGUCGAGCGAAAACAGCGGCUGAAGGAGAUUGGCUGCUUCAAAGUGAAAAGCGUCUUCGCCAGGGAGCAGGCAGACCAGUGGUUCGCUGAUUUGAAGGCAUAUGUCGCCAGCAACAGAGAGUCUAUCUCCGGUGAGUAGAUGUAUCGUUCAAGCUUGAAAAGCGCAUCUUUAACGAGGCUUUCCUACAGGGUGGCCAAAGGAAACGCCAUUCAUCUUGAACCUGUAUUUCUCGCCCACGCAAGUUGCCGCCCGCACGCACCCAAAUAUGCUGAAGCUCAGCCGAGAGUUGAACAGCUGGUGGAGCAGUGAAGACAAGAGCAUACACGAGCCUCUUUCGUAUGCUGACGGGCUCAGAAUCCGUCCACCUGGUGUUCCGUUCUACGGUCUUGGGCCGCAUAUUGACGCAGGAAGUUUGGCUCGAUGGACUGAUCCGGUCUACCAGUCUGUCUACUCGGCUGUGUUCUCUGGAAAGCCCGAAGAGCUAGACAAUUACGAUCUGUCAUUACGGAAAGACGCCGAUCAAGCAGCAUUCAAUGGAACCGCUCACUCGACGGUGUUCCGUAGUUUUCAAGGCUGGACGGCGCUCUCCCCAGCAGCACCAGGAGAGGGUAGUUUGAUGCUCUACCCUAAUGUCAAGUGGAGCAUCGCAUACCUGCUCCUACGCCCAUUCUUCAAAGAGCCCAAGAACGAAUCGGACAUUAUGGAUGCUACCAAAUGGAGCUUCGAUCCUGAUACUCCGUGGUUUCCAGGAACCUGGAAGAGGGAUUCUCAGAUGCUGAGUCUUUCGUCGCAUCCGCACCUCCGGCUGAAAGAAUGCAUGGUACCUAUCCCAGCGAUGGAGCCGGGAGACACGAUCUGGUGGCAUGCAGACAUGUGCCAUGCAGUUGAGGUUGAGCACAAUGGGCAGCAUGAGGCUUCGGUUGCGUACAUAGCUGCCUCACCCAGCACCGAACAGAACAAGAAGUACAUGAAGCAACAGCUCCAGGACUUCCUUGAAGGCAAUACGCCACUGGAUUUCCGUCGUGACAGGAGAAUGGCGAGCGGCGAGAAAGGGCUGAAUGGCUACACGGGUGAAGCGGGCAUCCUGAGCGGAGAGGAGGGCCGCCGAGCGAUGGGAUUCGGCCUCAUAGAAGCGUGA